Molecule: messenger RNA, 2134 nt
Organism: Formica exsecta
Lineage: Eukaryota; Metazoa; Arthropoda; Insecta; Hymenoptera; Formicidae
Exons: 6
Coding region: 602-1816 (404 amino acids)
Source: RefSeq, a predicted model, not a curated record
AAAGAUGUAAUAAUUUCUGGUAUAUCAUUUGGAGAAAACUAUGUCGUAUAGCCGCAAGACAGGAAUAAAAACAGUAUACAGCACGUAAAGUAUGUCUAACUUUUGUUUUCUGGAAGAAAACACGAUAUAGACAGAUAUAUGUGGAUUUUCAAUAAUAUAGAUUUCGAAAGGAUUUUUUUUUAUUGAUUAUAUAAGAGAUUCUCGAUAACUGACUAAUUCUUCGCGAUUGAUUUUUAUAUUCGUGAUAAUGGAAUCAUUCGUUACAAUUAACGCAACGAUUUAUCUCUUCGUAUAAUUUUCUAUAGAAAAACUAAACAUCAUCUAUGAGUUCUAUGAGUUCUUUGAGUAAUUUAAAGUAGAUCUUUUUCAUAAACGCGAAAAAUUAGUCGGAUACAAUUUUUUUUCUUAAAUCUUAAUUUUCAGCAUAAAAUAUUACAGAUUUUAUUCUCAUGUGUCUAUAAUGUGAAUUUAAACUAAUUGAAAUUAUAACUAUAUAUACGUUAAAUUAGAAUCGAUACGACUUGAAUAUGCAAAGCAUAUAUAUCAUAUGUAUAAUUGCCAAUCGCUUUUGUUAUUGUUCUGACAGUUCUGUUUGCGUUCGAUGUUGAUGUUAUUUUAUAUAAUUUUCCAUGUGUUUUAUUGUAAGGAAAUGUUUGAUAACAUGGUUACCGGAGAGGAUUGUUCUUGCACCGACACCACAGAACCGUCCAAUCUAACGUCUUUGCACUCGGAUGAUGUUACUUCGGCCGUAAAUUCCGACGUAAAUGUGGUCUGCACCAAUACGAUCGGAAAGGGAAACGAUGCUGUUGAAGGACCUAAAGAUACAGAUUGUAAAUGUUCGAUCGACGCGACGCCGGUCGCAACUUAUUGCGUAGCCGCGACAACGGAAGCCCCAUCCGCGGUUCCAGCAAAACUGGAUCGCCAGCGGGAGAACUCGAGAAGUUGGCCUGCAACGACGCAAUUGAGCUUUCCUCCGUGUUUAUGCCGUAGUCAUAAAAUCAACGGUUACGUUCUGCCUGUGAAACUUAAAAAAGAUAAACCGCAAUCGCGGCAGUUCUGGAGCCGUUUCAGCUGGAAGCGGCCAAGAAAUGGGCACUUCGGCAAGGAGAACAAGAUGUACGAGAUAAAGUUGAAACAGGUUCAGUGUCCUCACUAUGCUCAGGUGCCUCUCAAAGGCAUGCCUAAACAGCAUCUGGACGCGUCGCAGCCACCACACGAAUUUCAACCCCUCGCCGCUUACGAGAUGUCGAACGGGAUACCGAGUAAGAGCGCCAAGUACGAUGCCGGUAAAUCAAAGCCUCUCAAGUAUCCAACGAAGACGAAACUCAAGAGGGAGGAAGUGGCGGAGAAGAUCGAGAUUUACUACUUCGAUCACGGAAGCUCCGCAUAUUAUCGAACAACCGAUUGCCAUCCUGUCUUGACUACCGAUAAAUGUGCCGAAAAGACUGAUCAAGCAGCAACCCGCUUUUGGGCAGAAAUCUUUGGCACGAUUCAUAUCGGCAUCGCCUUCGUCACGGCUUUUAUUCUGCAGCUCCUCCGCUUCAUUCUCUAUAGCGUGAUCCGACCGCUGACAGUGGGGAUACUUCAAUUGAUAGCGGAUUACUUUGUGAAACCGCUGCUAUCCAUUCUGUUCAACGCUCUUGUGCAACCAGUACUGAUCCUUCUCUAUAAUAUCGCUACGUCGUUAAGAGAUCUCUGCGAGCCGAUAGCCGAGGCGAUAGGCCUAUUUUUGAGAGAAAUCGCGAAUCUUUGCGCCGCGAUCAGACUCGUUGAAGUGAAGCACAUUCACGCACCGACCACCACUGCUUGCACCUGAACUUAGGACGACUUGGUCAAUAGUUGAGACGAUAGGUUCACUUCUAGAAGGGAGAUGGGAUUCCUUCACACACAUACACACACAUCACGUAUUUUCAACUCGUCACCGAUAAGACAUGUGCCUUAACACCAGGUAUAUAUUUGGUAUUAUUUUAACUUUACAAUAUUAUUAUUGUGUCAUUUUUACAGAACAAAUCAUCUCUUAUAGCAACUAACUUUGUCAAUAAUAAUCAAUACUCGUUUUUUUUCUAUCGCGCUCUCUCUCUUUCUCGCUUGCUUUCGCGCUCUUUCAUUCUCACUCGUUAUUUCUCUCUCUCUC